Messenger RNA from Amphimedon queenslandica, 1493 nucleotides. Its product is annotated as rho GTPase-activating protein 24-like. NCBI's taxonomy places the organism in Eukaryota, Metazoa, Porifera, Demospongiae, Haplosclerida, Niphatidae. Gene Ontology annotation, molecular function: GTPase activator activity. The record is from RefSeq and is a predicted model, not a curated record. Gene Ontology annotation, biological process: signal transduction; activation of GTPase activity. The coding region runs from base 108 to 1493 and encodes 461 amino acids. The transcript is spliced from 13 exons.
AUAUAUAAUUACUGUGUUGGGUGGGGGUUAGUUUAGGUUUGAAAUCGAUCGCAUUCCUCUGCUAAUUUGAUGAUAUAGUUUUGCUGUUCGUCGAGGAGAUAAGAGACAUGUACAGUUCAAAGCACAAUCAGGCACAGAAAAAUGGCUGGCUUCACAAAAGAGGAGGCCGAAUUCAAACGUGGCAUAAAAGAUGGUUUGUAUUGACCGGCGAUCUCUUGUUUUACUACAAAUCUCCACAGGAUUCCAGGCCAACUGGGACAAUACCUCUUGCUGGUAAUAACGUCAUUAGACAUCAAGAUGACUUCCGUCAGCUACAUGCUUGCAAAUUUGAGAUAAUUGCUGGUAGUGGUAGAGACUCUAUUACUUCUACACACGACAGCUACAUGAUCAGUGCUGAAUCGACUGAAGACGCUGAUGAAUGGGUGGCUGCCAUCAAGCGUGUUCUUUAUGAACCAUAUGGUGGUGGAAUGUUUGGAAGGAAACUAGAGGAGACAAUGACAGUAGAGGCUCGCUUAGGAGGGGAGUAUGUGCCGAUACUAGUACAUAGAUGUGCAAAGUUUAUUUUAGAACAUGGUAUUAAUGAAACCGGUAUAUUUAGACUACCUGGUCAGAGCAGUCGUGUCCAGGCCUUAAAAGACACGUAUGAUUGUGGAUCACAACUUGAUAUAUCAACUACUGAAGAUGUCCACACUGUUGCAUCUUUAUUUAAAUUAUACUUGAGGGAAUUACCGGAGCCCGUCAUACCAUUCUCAUUGUUUAAUGAUGCUAUUAGAGCAUCAAAAGAGAUAGAUGCCAACCCUCAGGAUGGAAUACCAAAAAUGAUAGAGCUAUUGAAAAGGCUCCCAAAAUGUAACUACAACCUUCUCAAAUACAUCUGUCGCUUCCUUUACAGUAUAUCUCAAAAUUCGGAUCAAAACAGAAUGACAAAUGUUAAUCUUGCUACAGUUUUUGGACCCAAUAUCCUUCGACCAGAAGCCAUCAGUCCUCACAAUAUAAUUGAGAGCUCCAACGCUAGUGCUAAUUUCUGUUGUGCACUGAUAAGUCAUCAAAGAGAGAUUUUCCCACUCACAAGUGAUGAGAAACCUCCAAAAAGACUGAGUAUUGUCAAUUCAGCCGAGAUAGCAGAAAUGUGUGCUUCAAGUAAAUCCAUUUCAAAAACAGGAGGAUCUUUAUUCAUAAAGUCCACUUCACCAAAGUUUGAACCCCGAGGUCGACUCGGCUCUGUUCCGUCAAGACUUAAUUCUGGCUCACCCCUUCCUCCUGAUAAUAAAUUGAGCAAGAAAAGAUUCAAUAUGGGGCUUGAGUCUCCUCGACAGGCCAGAAAGUUUAAUGCUUUCUCUGCAUUUGGUGAUACACUGGAAGUGAAAAAAGAAGCUGAUAUGAGGAGUGGACGUGUGUCACCUUUAAUAUUCUCCACAUUAAAUGAUGACGAGUCUACCUUGCCUGCUCACGUUAGACACAUCCGUAGUAAUAGCACUCAUUUUGACUUGUGA